UGUUGCAACCGUUAGUCGGCAACCGCUUGCCAAGCUAAACAGACGUGCAGACGGGUCGUGAGAUUGUGUCGCUGAUUGCCAAACGGGGUCUACGAUUUAUGAAUGAGCGUCGCGCAGCGUGAGACAGACAUUCAAUUCCCAUAAAAAAAACCAAAAGCAGCAAACGCAGCUGACGACGAGAACGUAAACGUGAACGAAAUUACAAAACAAAAUCGAGAAAAAUACUUCUUAUAUACGAUAAACAACAAGACCCACAUACAAACAAAUACACACAAACACAGAAUAACAAAACACACUAAACGAAACGAUAGCCGAGGGUAAAAGUUUAUUAAGAAAGAAAACGUUUGUUUUGCUCCAGCAACAACAACAACAAGUCGAAAAAACGAGCACGGAAAUUGCAAUUGCAAAGAAAACAAACGUUUCGAUUGUCAAAGACGCGGCAAAUAUUCGCGGUUUUAUUUUUUUCGGCUUUGCAUUUCACACACACACAUAUUACCCCGCUCUCUGUGUCUCUCUCUCUAUCACCACAUCUUGCUUGUUGCAUUUGUGUAGUAUUUCGUGUGCAUAACAAACCAGGAAAAAGUUACAGCACAAAUACGAAUAUAAAGCUAAAUAGUGCGUAAAAAUCUGUUUUCUGUGCGAUUCGCUUCGAUUCGGUUGCGUUGUGUGUGUGUGGGGGAGUAAGUGGUAGUGUAUCUGUGCGAGGUGCGUAUGCGGGAGCGUGUGCGUGUAUGAGAGUGUUAGUGCGCUGAAUAGAAUGAGAAGCGCGGAGAGCGCCUCGCGUGUGUUUUUGUUGCUGCUUUAGAUUACCAAAUUCUCGCACGAAAAAACAUGUCGAAAUUGAAAUUGAAAUUAAAUUGUUGAAAACGAGCGCUAAGCAACCACAACAACAACAACAACGACAGCAGCAAUUUUGUAAGUGCGUGAAAAGUGAAAAGUGUUAUCGGAAAAACACACAUUCGUGGCCAAAAUAAAUCAGUAAUCAAAUUGAGUGAAUUUCAAAUAAAGAAUAAUACAUAUUUUGUAUUUUUGUGCAACGAAACUUGAGUUUCUUAUUGAGAUAAAACGACCGCCUCUCUUUCGCUGCUCUAUCGUUCAACUCUAACUGCCGCUCUCGCUCUCUCGCAUUAAAGAUUCGAGACGUUUUUCCGUGGAUUAAGGUGCAUUUCAUUUAACUUUGCAGCAGGCGGUCAAUUGCGUAUAAUUUAGUUGAGUUGAAAUUGUCUGCCGCAUUUCUUCAUACCCACGUCGCAUGUCAAUCAUACGCAACGUUGUGCAAAGCAAAAACAUUUGAAGUGGAAGUCAACAACUGGGAGUAAAAUCUGCAUGAAAAUUGCAACCAAAAAAGAAUCACACUCCAUGGCCAUACAACAAUGUCCAAUGCUCGCGAGCUGGCAUUGAUAGAGAAAUGGGCUGACAUUGCAACGCCGCCGACGCCGACGCUGCCAACAUCGCUAUCGCCAACAUCGCCGAGCACCAUCAUCAAGUUCUGCUGUUGUCCACAGCGCAGGCGUUACUCAUUGAAGCAGCCGAAAUACAAGUCGACGGCCAAUACGCUGCAUGCUCGCAAUAUAUUCGUUGAUAACGAUUUUACAUAUAUUGAUGAUGUGCCACGCGCCAACAACAAAAGCAACAACAAGAGCAACAGUAGCAACAGCAACUUUAGCAACAAACGACGCCAAGAUUGCGACAGUGAUUACGAUUGCAAUGAUUAUGAUGAUGCCGUUGAUGAUGAUGAGGCAAAUGAUAUCGCAGAGAUCUCAGGCGGCAACGACGGAAAUGUGGCGCUGAUAUUAAUGAAUCAACGAAAUGUGCCUGAACAAUGGCGGCAGGACAACAAAGGCAGCAGCAACAUCAGCAGCAGCAGCAACAGCAACAAGCGUAACAGCAGUGAACUAGCAGCAGCAACUGCAACUCAAAGCAAAACUUGCGCUGUCACAAACAGCCAGCAGAGUGGCAAUGAGCAACAGCAGCAGCAACAAACAAUCCAAAGACUUAGCAAUAGCUUGCAACAGCAACAACAGCAACAUAGCAAUAAGGAAAAUACACUAAGCAACACCAAGAGCAACCACAGCAACAGCAACAACAACAACAACAAAAGUAACUACAAUAAGCCGCGCUGUAAUUAUUGUAAAUUACCCGACGACGCCGAGCCCCAAACGAACAACACAAACUCAAACGCAAACGUAAACACAAACACAUAUACAAACUCGAAAAUUGAUUCACCGAAGUCGUCGCAGAAUAAAAUGACAAUUACGACAGCGGCAACAACAACGAACAUUGCCGCAACAGCGACAGCCAGCGAGUGUGGGUUGACACUGGCAGCGGCAACGGCAACAGCAGAAGAGUUGGUGGGUGCUGCCACAGAAGUGCUGUGCAGCGAUAAACCAACAUUGACAGCGACAUCGAUGUUGUCGACGCCGACGCCACCAACAACACCAACAGCAACAACACCUAAGCCCAGCAUAGCAGCACGUCCGACCACGCCCAGCCGCCUUAAGACUGUGAUCAAAACGACAAUGGUGAAGCGUAGUCCUAGCCAUGACUCAACUGCGCCAGCAACUGCUGCGAUGCAGCAUAUGCUGCAACAACCGAACAGCUGCAACACCAGCAACCAACACGACGAGCCCAGACGUUCAGUUAGGGAGCGCAUCGCCGCCUUUGCGGCAGGAAAUGAGCAACAACAACAGCCAAGUGGCGGCAACACGGCGCGGCAACAUGACAGCGCCAAGAAAUUUAGUAAAAUUCAGUGCAAUACAAAUCAAAACAACAUGACAAGCGAUGUGAAAAGUGCAAUUAGCGGUGGCAGCAACACCAGCAACCAGCAGCAACAUCAAACGCUUAUCAACGGCAAUGGCAUGGCAACAGCAGCAGCAGACGCAACGCCGCCAUCGCCGGCAGCAACAACAGCUGGCAACACGUCAGUCUGCAGUGCGACUAUCGCCACUGACACGACGCGCUACAAAUCGGGAUUAAGUGAUGUUGUGGCCGACGAGGACGUUGAUGAUACAGCCACAUCCACAUCUACAGCAACUGCAACAGCAGCACCAUCAAUUUUUAGCACCGGUUGUGCAACUAUGCCGCGAACUCGCCAAUACGGAAGCAAUGCUGCAGGAGCUGGUGCAACAGCAACAGCGGCAGCCAACGCCGUGACAGCUGAUAAGAAAUUCUUAAGCCUUGCACCCGCUGCAACACAGCAGCAGCAGCAGCAACAUGUGCAUCAUAAGCUGCAAUUAGUCGAUAAGCCCGAAUCGCAAUUGGCUGCACUCAACAAUCUGGACUUGGCGCACCGUUUCGACCUGAUCGAUGACGAUGCCGAGGAUCCAUAUGGACCACUCGAGGAUUAUUUGGAGCGUGUCAAACUGGAAAUCAACGAGGUAUUCGAGUUACGCAAAGCGCAGCGUCUGCACCAACAGCUGAUGGAUCAACUGGACGCGGCGCGGCAAGCGGCAGCAGCAACCGAGCAGCUUGAUGAAUUGUCGCGUUCUACGGAAUCUGAUAGCGGCUUUGACAGCAGCAGCACAACAGCGACAACAACUGCAGCAGCGACAGUGACAACAACAGCAACAGCAACAAGCAAACCAGUGACAACUAAACUUAGAGCAUUGCCACCGCCUCCUCUAAGUCCCGCUGAACAAUCAAGUCGCCGCCCUUCGACAACAGCAAACACAGCGUCGCAACCAGAUGAUGUGAACAUUUGGGCAAACAAAUUUCUACGUGAUUUGGACAAUCUGAUGGGUGGCGAUAAGGUGCCACCACAUCUAGCAGGAGCAACUGGCAACUCGCCCACAUCGAGGACUGCGCCCAUGUUGCUCUCAGCGGCAGCCAGCGCAGCGUUGCAGAGUCGCCUCAGCAAGAGCACAGCUAACAACGGCGAGCAGCAGCAGCAGAACGGACUCGUCUUGAAACCGGAGAAGCAUGCAACCAUUCCUUUGCAAUCGUUUAACCUUGGUUGCGGACGCACUGAGGCGACACCGACAGCAGCCAGCAGGCCAAGCGUUGCCUAUAUGCGAACUCUGUCGGCGCCCGGCGGCCAAGUUGCCGCCAUGCCGUCGCGUAAUGCUUCAAUUGGGGGUCCAAGUCAGCGCAAGAGUAUCGCGUUGUCCGCGUUUAAUGGGCAUGCAGAGACGUCGUCGUCAUCGUCGCUGCCAUCGUCAGCAACAACUCAUAAGCUGACAAAUUUCCAAAGUGCAUUGAAAAUCGAAGAGCUUACGGCGGCAACAGGUGAAGCAGCAACAACUGCAACAACUGCGACGACGACCACCAUGGAUGAUUUGAAAUCUAGGCGACAGCUAGAAACGGCGACGAUGCCAAUGCCAAAACGGGUGGGUAUUAAUCUUGCAACAACGUCGCCAACAUUGACGAGCAGAAAUGUUAUAACCCCGCCGCCGCCGGCGUCAGCAAAGCAAACGGCAGCCGCUUCGGCUUCAGCUUCAGCUGGCACUCAACUGACCUCGGGGAAAGGCGCCGCCACGCCUGGUUAUCUGGUGGAUGUGACCAAAAAAGGCUCGACCUCAACCAUAUGGACAUCGGAGGAGUCCAUACUGCGCAGCGUUGGCGCCGUCGAUGAAGACAACAACUCGACUUCGUCGUCUUCGGCAUGCGAGGAGGCGGCUGGAGUGCUGAGUUCCGGCAAGUCGGGCAUCUCGCUUGACUCCUCGGGACUGGACAACGACAACAAUGAGAGCGGCAUUGGCACGGCAACGCCACCCAAGGACAUGUCCUACUGGAAGAGCCACCAUCUGCAGCAUCAUCAUCUUCAUCAUCACCACCACCAUCAUCAUCAUCAUCGCACUGGCGGUAGCAGCGCACCCGACAACGAAUCCGUGAGCAGCCUGGAGGCGUUGCGUAAAAUGAAAUUCCAGAAGAGCGGCUCGGUGGCCUCCUCCGAUGAUCCCGAUCUGCUCGAGGUGCUUAGCUUGUGCGGCAGCGGAGGCGAGGCGGCCAACGAGUCCCAAGACGACAUGCUGGACGAUCAAGGCGGCAAACAACUGCCCGACAAAGCUGCUGCUGGCGAGUACGACGAGUGCCAGGAUGAGUUCGAGUUGCCGCAGCAUUACUACGACUGCGAUUGCACCGAUGGCGAUGCGAGCAGCGCCAGUGGAGGCGGAGGAACUGCCUCGAUUACCACUCCUGUGGUGCUGCGACGCAAGUACAGCGCUGCGCCGCCCAUCAUGGUGCCACUGCCCAGUGUCCCGCGUCGCAAUCUGCGUAGUUUGUCGCUCGACCAUCAUCAGCCACAUCAACAGUUUCUGCUGCAGCCUCGCAAGCUGCUGGCGCGGCACAAUCAGAAGGAGCGCGCUCAACUGUCGCUGACACUGCGCCAGGAGCCCUUCCAGUCGCUGCUCUCGCCCAACGCCACGAACGUCACACAGCUGCAUCACUUCGUGGAGCUGCCGUCGCCCAGCAGCGCUUCGCUGCACAGCGACACAGGCGGCAUUCAGGAACUGACAACCAAAUCGAACUCGGCGCCGCUGCUGCUCAAGGAGCGUGAGCACAGUCGACGCUGUGAUGACUUUGCCGCCCAGCACUUGACGCUGCGCUAUUCUCGUUCACAGAGUGAUCGCUAUUUAGCAGAAAUCGAGGCCGUGGAAGCUUGCAAAUGGCUGCGGGCGGCAGGUUUUCCGCAAUACGCGCAGAUGUACGAAGAUCAUCAGUUCCCCAUCGAACUGAACAAUGUAGCCAAAGAUCACACCAAUCUAGAGAACGAUCAACUCCAGUCGCUUUACCGUCGACUCUGCGUUCUCAAUCGCUGCGCCAACAUGCGACUGGAUCAGUCCCACAAGCCGCAGACGCCACAGCAAAAGGAGGAAUCGGAUGAUGAGAACUUUGCGCUGAGCGAGAAUUGGACAUUCCAACCACACAUUCGACGCUGGUCGCGCAUUGGCGAAAUGGGACUCGAGCUGCCGCCGCCAGGACAUCUGAAUCUCGAGAAAACCGAGAGCAGCUCAAAGGAGUCGAGCCCAGAUCGCUUCGAGGACGACAGCUACGAUUUGGGCGGCGCUGGCAUCACACUGAUGAUACCCGGCUGCAGCAAAGGCGAUCCCAACGAUCCUAAUUCCCUGCACGAUGGCUCCGAUGGUUCGGCCGCAACUCGCUUGCGUCGCACCGGCAGCGAACGCUUCAAGGAUGGCGCCAAGGCGUUCCUGCGUCGUGUGGAGUCCAUCAAAUCGCGACGUCGCAAGCGACAGAAUCGCGAGAACGUGGUCAUCAGUGGACCGCAAGUGCUCGAUCUGGCGCAGCUCGGACAACGCAGCAGCUUACGCAAACCCGAUGCCGUCUACUCCACACCGCCCUCGCCAUCGGCGCUGAGUCCCAUACACACAUUCCCCAAGGCGCCGUUCUUUGGCAACGAGCUGAAGGUGCCCAGCCACAGCGAGAACUUCCUGAGUCCCAAUCGUGCCAGCCCCAAACGGACGCCGACCACGCCGCGUUCGAUGCGCACCAGUCCGCUGCACUUCUUCUCGAGUCCCAUGACCCAGCUGAAGGAGGGCAAGUCGGAUGAUUCCUCGUCGUAUUACAGCGACAGCCAGGAAUCAUCCACGGGCGGCAAACUUUCGCUAUCGUUGCGCAAACCCUCGAAGGCGCGACGUUUCCUGCAGCGCUCGGGCAAGGUGGAUGACAUUGGUGCGCAUUCGGAUUCGGAGUGUCAUCAGGGACGCAAGCUGCUCAUCAAGGAUGCCAAUUCCAAUACCACCGAGGUCAAGAUCAAGAAGCUGACACGCGGCGGUUCGCUCAAUCUGGGCAAGGACGCCAAGAAGCGCGAUGGCUUCCGUUCCUCAUCGUUCCGCUCGCGCAGCACAUCGCGCAAGGAGCCCAAGAACGAGGAGGAACACGGCAGCAGCAGCGCCAAGCGACAGCCGGUGGUGCGUUAUCACAGCUUCCAGAUGGAGGAGCGUCCCAACAUGAUCUUUCGCAAGUGCUUCUCGCAAAAGAUCGAGCCGCAGGCGCAGCAAGAGGAUGCCGGCAUCCCAUUCGCUGCCAUGUCCGCUGGCCAGCUACAGAUCAUUCGCAAGUUGGCCCUGGUCACGCUCACCGGUCACAUGGAACGCUACUGUCCUACGCAUCGAUCGGGCUGGAACUGGGAGCUGCCCAAGUUCAUCAAGAAGAUCAAAAUGCCCGACUACAAGGACAAGAAGGUGUUCGGUGUUCCCCUCCUGCUCAUUCUCCAACGCAGCGGACAAACGCUGCCGCUGGCAGUGCGUGCUGCACUCCGUUGGCUGCAGCUGAAUGCUCUGGAUCAGGUGGGACUUUUCCGCAAGAGCGGUGGCAAGUCACGCAUCAUGAAACUGCGCGAACAGAUCGAGGUCACCGAAUCGACCGCCGAGUGCAUGGAUGUCUUUGAUCUGCAGCAGGCGUACGAUGUUGCCGACAUGCUCAAGCAAUAUUUCCGCGAGCUGCCCGAAUCGCUGCUGACCACCAAAAUGUCCGAGACCUUUGUGGCCAUCUUCCAACAUCUGCCCGCUGAGGUGCGUCUGGAUGCGGUGCAAUGUGCGGUGCUGUUGCUGCCCGAUGAGAAUCGCGAAAUACUCUAUGUGCUUUUGGAGUUCCUCACCAUUGUGGCUGCCAAUUCGGCGCAGAACCAAAUGACCAGCAAUAAUCUAGGCGUCUGCCUGGCACAGUCCAUCUUCCACUCGUCCAUCUCCACGGGUUCUGCCUCCGUCUCCGCAUCUCCGCGUCGCAAGGGCAAGGGCUCCGGCAUGCCGGACAUGAAGGAGCUGGCCGAGGCGAAGGCUUCGCAUGAGUGUCUCUCCUUCAUGAUCGAUCACUACAAGCCCAUCUAUACUGCCGCCAAGGAGAAGCUCGGCAAGUGCAACUUUGGCUACAUGGAGGAGUCCAAGCCGGUGCCCCUCGAAGCACUAGGAGAAGGGAUGCAGUUCCACAACUGGCGUGGCUAUCUCUACGAAUGCACCAGCGCCACCAUCAAAGAGGGACGCGAGAAAACUCGAGGCUGGUUCACCAUCAGCUCGCUGAACGACAGCAAUGUCGACAUUUCCUACAAGAAGGUGGGCGAUGGUCAUCCGCUGCGUCUGUGGCGCUGCUCCACGGAGAUCGAGGGACCACCACGCGAAGUGCUGGAGUACAUCAUCAAGCAACGCGCCUCCUGGGAUCCAAAUCUGCUGCAGUGUCAGACGGUCAAGAAGCUGGACGAUCGCACCGAGAUCUAUCAGUAUGCGCUCGAUGGCCAGCUGACCACCGACUUCUGUGUGCUGCGCUCCUGGCAAACGGAUUUGCCGCGCGGCGCCUGCGUUAUUGUGGAGACGUCGAUUGAUCAUGCCAAGGCAAAGCCGUUGUUCUGUGCCGUGCGUGGCGUUGUGCUCGCCUCGCGUUACCUUAUCGAACCCUGCGGCAGUGGCAGAUCACGUGUCAUGCAUCUGGCACGUGUGGAUGUCAAGGGCAAGACACCAGAGUGGUACAACAAGAACUAUGGGCAUAUCUGUUCCCACUACUUAUCCCGCAUUCGUCUGGCCUUUAAGCAUGUAGCCGAUGGACCCGAGAGCAAAGUGUAAUCUGAGUGUUUAGUUGAUAGUCGAAACAAAGAAAACCCGCACGCAUUUCGAGAACCCCAACGAGUAUAGAAAUCCAAAUGCAAACAACAUUUUGGACCACGACGAGCUUAAGUUUCGCAACUCAAAGCCAAGCAAAAUAUGAUAGAUUUACACACAUUUCUAUAUAUAUAUAUAUUUUUGUAAAUAUUUAACACGUUACGAUAAUUCCAAAUCUUUUUUAUUGCAAGCAAAAACAAAAACUUCAAUACGUUUCCGAACGUCGCGUAUAACUAUAAUUUACUGUAUUAUAUUUAUAUAUGUGGUCUUAAUUUAUAUACGGAUAUAUACUUUACUACUUUAUCACUUACUUUACAAACCGAAAUCUAACAUCCAAAAUACUCAAUACAUAAAUAUCACAAAUGUACUUUUACGAUUUCUAACUAAAGUUUCAAGUUAUGUUUAUGUCACCCCUAUAUCUUUAAUGUUAAUUAGUUUGUAGUCUUCUCAAUGUGUAAAACGUUACAGCAACAUUACAAAACAAAAACAACAUUGUUCUAUGAAAUCUGAUGGAAAAUGAAAGCAAAAACAAAAGAAACGCAACAUUUUAAUGUGUAAAGCAAAAUCAACUAGUCAAAUUCUAUAAACUUAAGUUAAACUACUACUAACCCCAAUUACACUCAACUAAAUGGUUUACCAAGCAACAAGUUGUCGAAAAAUUCCACUGAGAGGAACAAGUAAUUAAUUUUGAUUGAGUAAUAUUAUUAAAAAUUGAUAAGAAAUGAUGAAAUAUGUGUGUAGCAUCGGAGUUAUUGAUAGUCUUAAGCACUGCGCGUAUAUAUUGUUGAUGUAUAAUGUACGAUGUAUGUAUGUAGGAUAUAUACAAGUAUGAACCUUAUGAUCCUUGAUCGAGAUACUGUAAAUGCCCAUUUUGGCGAUAUAGUUUUAUUUAUGUAUAUGUAUGUAUAUCUAUCUAUCGUAUCCAAUCGUAUCAUAGAAACAUAUAUGUGUACGAGUUAUCAACUACUACAGGCCGUAAUGACAAAUAAGAACUAACAAGCCAAUGUCAAAAAAAUAAAUGGAGCAUAUAAUUAUGUAUUACAUACAAAAAUAUAUAAAAAAAAAUUAAAAGGCAAAAAAGCAAACACAAUAAAAUUACUAUGAAAUGUGCAAAAUAAA
Molecule: messenger RNA, 9665 nt
Organism: Drosophila sulfurigaster albostrigata
Lineage: Eukaryota; Metazoa; Arthropoda; Insecta; Diptera; Drosophilidae
Gene: cv-c
Biological process (GO): actin cytoskeleton organization; regulation of Rho protein signal transduction; signal transduction
Molecular function (GO): GTPase activator activity; lipid binding
Source: RefSeq, a predicted model, not a curated record